Messenger RNA from Spinacia oleracea (spinach), 3190 nucleotides. Its product is annotated as boron transporter 4-like. Bases 136 to 2217 code for a protein of 693 amino acids. Gene Ontology annotation, molecular function: solute:inorganic anion antiporter activity. The record is from RefSeq and is a predicted model, not a curated record. Gene Ontology annotation, biological process: monoatomic anion transport; monoatomic ion homeostasis; transmembrane transport. Gene Ontology annotation, cellular component: plasma membrane. The transcript has 13 exons. NCBI's taxonomy places the organism in Eukaryota, Viridiplantae, Streptophyta, Magnoliopsida, Caryophyllales, Amaranthaceae.
UAAUUACCUAAAACAUAAGCUAAUUAGUAAUUAAUCUUCCUUAAUUAAGCCCUUAAACCUUUGUUUAAAUUUCGAUCUCAUCCACCAGUUAUAGCCUUCAACUUCGUUCCAUAAUUAAGUCUAAAGGUCAAUAUAAUGGAGAAUAUAAAAGCUCCGUUUAGGGGAAUUACAAGCGAUAUACGAGGAAGGCUUUCAUGUUAUAAGCAAGAUUGGAUGAAUGGUUUCAAACAUGGACUUGGGAUACUUACUCCCGCUGCCUCCAUCUUUUUUGCUUCGGCUCUUCCUGCUAUAGCCUUUGGGGAGCUAUUAAAAAAGAAAACAGGUGGAAGCCUGAGUUCAGUACAAACAAUAUCAUCAGCAGCAAUUUGUGGAGUGAUACAAUCAGUAAUUGGCGGACAACCACUUCUAAUACAAGGGGUUGCAGAACCAACUGUUCUUAUGUAUACUUUCUUGUACAAUUUUGCUAAAGAUAGAGAAGAUCUUAAACCUCUGUUCCUGGCUUGGACAGCAUGGGUUUGUGUAUGGACAUCUCUAUUACUGAUGCUAAUGGCAAUUUUAAACGCGUGUGUUAUCAUUGAUCGAUUCACGAGGAUAGCUGAAGAGCUUAUUGAAAUGUUAAUUGCGGUUCUUUUCAUCCAAGAAGCUAUAAAGGGGAUUAUAAGUGAGUUUCAUGUACCCAAAGGGAAAGAUUCAGACAUUAAGGCAUAUGAAUUCGAGUGGCUUUACUCGAAUGGAUUGCUCUCUAUCAUAUUCUCUCUAGGCCUUCUGUAUACAGCCUUCAAAAGUAGAAAAGCAAGAUCAUGGUGGUAUGGAACAGGUUAUAUAAGAAAUUUCAUCGCGAAUUUUGGGGUUCCAUUGAUGGUAUUGGGGUGGACAGCAUUGUCAUAUGGUGUACCAGGCAAAGUUCCUGAUGGAGUUCCUAGAAGGUUAUUUAGCCCUCAUCCUUGGGAUACUGAUUCAUUGCAUCCUUGGACUAUUGCCAAGAAAAUGGGGGAAGUACCAGGAAGACACAUCCUAGGGGCCUUCAUACCUGGAUUAAUGAUAGCAGGACUAUUCUUUUUCGAGCAUAACGUCGCUUCGAAGAUGACACAACAAAAGGAUUUCAAUCUUAAAAACCCUUCUGCCUACCACUAUGACAUCCUUCUUCUUGGCUUUACGACUUUGAUUUGUGGGUUGCUUGGACUUCCUCCUUCCUAUGCUCUUAUCCCACACUCUCCUAUGCACACCAAGGCCCUCGCCGUCCUCAAACGACAAUUGCUUCGCAGAAAGAUGGUUGAAAGUGCUAAAGCUAGCAUACAUGAAAGGGCUAGCAACUCCCAAAUUUAUGGCAAUAUGCAAGCUAUUUUCCUUGAAAUGGACAAGAACAAGCUAACAAAUGCAGUGGUUAAGGAGCUAGAAGACUUGAAGCAAGUAGUGAUGAAAGGAAAAACUAAUGACAAAAAUGGCAAUUCCACAACAUUUGAUCCUGAGAAACACAUAGAGAGCUACUUACCGGUCCGAGUUAACGAACAAAGAUUAAGCAAUCUAUUACAAUCCCUUCUCCUUACCAUUUCAGUUUUCGCCAUGCCUGCUCUAAAGAGAAUUCCAUCUUCACUGCUUUGGGGUUACUUUGCUUAUAUGGCCAUUGAUAGUCUCCCUGGUAACCAGUUUUGGGAAAGAAUCCAACUUCUUCUUGUUAACAAAAGUAGAUUACAUAAGGUUUUGAAAAGAAAUCAUGCUACAUAUGUGGAAAAUGUGCCAUUCAAAUGCAUAGCGGCUUUUACAACAUUCCAACUAACAUACUUAAUCAUUUGUUAUGGGAUGACAUGGAUUCCAUUAGUAGGAAUAAUCUUCCCUUUGCCAUUUUUUCUUCUUAUAAUCAUAAGACAUCUUAUACUACCAAGGUAUUUUGAGGCACACCACUUACACGAACUCGACGCUCAUGAGUAUGAGGAAGUUGUAGGUGCUUCAAAGCGUUCUUUCCGUCAUAUGUCACUCUCUUUCAAGGAAAAUGGAACAUCAAAUUACAACAUUGAUGAUGAAGAAGAAUUAGAUGAAGAAUUUUCUGAUUCUGAGAUUUUAGAUGAGUUAACAACUCAUAGAGGGGAGCUAAAGAUUAGAACUAUGAGCUUUCGUAGCGAAAGAUGGACUUCGAGUGGUAGGAAAGAGGUGAACCCUAGAGCUAUGAGUUUUCGGCAUGACCCACCUUCCAAGGUCCAUCCGGAAGACAUUGUAUAAUAAGAAUAAGUUGAUGAACGUACAUACGGUUUUACUUGAAGAAGUGAUCGGUAACUUGACGAUGAUGACCACAAUGGAAUCAAAUGAUAGCCUUAUUUGAAGUUUUACGUUAGCAAAUUAGUGAACUUUGUUAUACAUGUACAUAAAAUGUGAUACUCCGUACAUAAUACAUGAUAUAAUAUGUUUAGGAUGAUAUUAAAAUGGCUACGAUAAUUUUUUUUUUUGGUGUAAAUGGCUACGAUAAUUUUAUAUCUACUAUAAAUUUUUAAUCUAAACUUUAUAUUUCAUUAAAUUAAAUCUACACCAAUUGACUUUUGGAUUUUUUUAGAAAAAUAAAACAAAAUAAUAAGGAUAAUGAUAAUAUAAACUUUUGUAUUGUCUAUUAGCAAAGGUUAGGCCUUGGGCCUAGGCAUCUUGGACUUGGGCGAAUAAACAUUAACUUCAACCCAAAGUGUCUUUUUUGUAUCAUCGCGGGCCUCCUUAUCUUUAAAGUUCCCUCCUAAUUGCAUGUUGCACACUAGCCUAAAGACCACCAAUCCCAAACUUGAGAUAAACAAGCUGCUCAUAUCUUUCUAAUGCGGAAAAAUUAAUACUAACUAGCUCCAGGGGCGAAGCCAGACUCGGUUAUCAAGGGGGGCCGAAUACUAAUUAAGCAAGUGAGUUUAGCCGUUUAGGGGGGCCAGUCCAAUAGAAACUAUCUAAUGUUAACUUGUUAGUCUUUUAUUUAAUAGGUGCGGUUGUGAUUUUAGUGAUACACCUUAUUUAAAUAGAGGUGCAAAUUUAGGUUUAAACAAUAUAUAAAUUAAGUGGUAAAUGUAUUGAGCGAUAAAGAGGGAGAUGGAAUGGAAAAGGUUGAUUGAAUAUAUGAAUUAAAUGGUGAAUUGAUGUUGAAUGAAAAAGAUGAAGUGGAAAAGGCGUACAUUGGAGCUGUAAAAUAUAGUAAACAACAAAAGGAAAAAUUGAACAAAAACAA